AGCAGAGAGUAAGGAGCUUAGCAGGCAUAAAAAGGAGCAGAGAUAAGCAGCAAUUGUUAAGAAGUCACAGUGAGUCUAGUUAGUGAGGUUAACAGCUCUCCCUGUGCCCCACCCUGAAAGAUCAUGGAGGACAACCUGGACAGGGCUGAACUCUGCUACCCUCAGCUCCUGAACAGGUCCUGCAGCGGAGUGAAGCGACCUCGCUCUGAGGCCGUCCUGCUCUACACGCUGCUCUCCUCCAUCACCAUUGUCACUGUUGCAUUAAACCUGCUGGUGAUCAUCUCCAUCUCUUAUUUCAGACAGCUGCAGACCCCCACCAACAUGUUGCUGCUGUCCUUGGCCACCUCAGACCUCCUGGUGGGGCUGCUGGUGAUGCCGGUGGAAGUGGUGCGCUUCAUUGAGCCCUGCUGGCUGCUGGGGGAAGCCAUGUGUGCUCUGUCUUACAUUGUUGGCUUCACUCUCACCUCAGCCUCUGUGGGGAACAUGGUGCUGAUUUCGAUGGAUCGUUACGUCGCCAUCUGCUUUCCCCUGCAGUACACCACUAAAAUCACUCGUAGCAGAACUGAGGUAUCUGUGAGCCUUUGCUGGGCCUGCUCUCUCCUGUACAACGGCGUCAUCUUGAAGGACCAUCUCAGGCAGCCAGACAGAUACAACUCCUGCUACGGGGAGUGUCUGGUGGUCAUUAGCUACGUCUCAGGAACCGUCGACCUUGUGUUCACAUUCAUCGCCCCUUGCUCGGUUAUCGUCCUCCUGUACAUGAGAGUGUUUGUAGAGGCGGCGUCGCAGGCCAGAGCCAUGCGGUCUCAGGUGGCAGCUUUCACAGUCACAGCAAAGAAAUCCGAGAAGAAAGCAGCCAGGACUCUCGAAAACCUCAGCAUGCUGAGGAUAACUGGAAUCAGAGGCUCUAAAGCACCGUCUCUCCUCAUGCUGAGGUUGUGCAUAGCUGUAACUUGCGCCAUGUUGGCUUACACCAGUAAACUCUAGUCCUUAUUUAUACAUGGUAAGUUACGAACAACUAAUCUGUUUAAAAUGAAGUAAUGACUAAUGCAAUACCGAGUUUAACAAAUUCACUAG
Molecule: messenger RNA, 1074 nt
Organism: Cyprinodon tularosa
Lineage: Eukaryota; Metazoa; Chordata; Actinopteri; Cyprinodontiformes; Cyprinodontidae
Product: trace amine-associated receptor 13c-like
Exons: 2
Coding region: 124-984 (286 amino acids)
Biological process (GO): G protein-coupled receptor signaling pathway
Cellular component (GO): membrane
Molecular function (GO): trace-amine receptor activity
Source: RefSeq, a predicted model, not a curated record